AUGAGGAUCUUAUGGAGGCCAUUUGAAUUUUCAAGAAGAUUUGUGAAAGUGGAAAGCUGUAACAUAUCUGAAUCCAAGUCACUGAUUCUACUGUCUUGGGCAAUACUGAAACAGAAGCUUAGAACCUCUGAAGUUUUCUUUUUGGGUCAAAGAAAAAAAUUCUCAACCAUGCCAGAAUCCGAAAUAAACCAGGGAGAUUCUGAGUUGUUUUCACCACCCUCUGAUGUUCGAGGAAUGACAAAACUUGAUAGAACUGCUUUUACAAAGACGAUCACCAUCCCAGUACUUAAAGUGAGAAAAGAAAUAGUCAAUAAAUUGAUGCGAUCUCUUAAAAGAGCAGCAUUGCAGCGCCCAGGCAUAAAGCGUGUGAUUGAAGAUCCAGAAGACAAAGACAGUAGACUAAUUAUGUUGGAUCCCUAUAAAAUAGUUUCUCCAGAUUCCUUUGACACAACAGAACUCAAUAUUUUAAAGCAGCUUAAUGUCAAUCCUCAGAUAUCUAAAUAUAACUUGGAAUUGACAUAUGAAAACUUUAAGUCAGAAGAGAUCUUGAGAGCUGUGCUUCCCGGAGGCCAGGAUGUAACGUCAGGGUUUAGCAGAGUGGGACAUAUUGCCCACCUGAACCUUCGAGAUCACCAGCUACCUUUCAAGCAUUUAAUUGGUCAAGUUAUGAUAGACAAAAAUCCAGGAAUCACUUCAGCAGUUAAUAAAAUCAAUAAUAUUGAUAAUACUUAUAGAAAUUUCCAAAUGGAAGUACUAUCUGGAGAGGAGAACAUGCUGACCAAGGUGCGAGAAAACAACCAUAGCUAUGAAUUUGAUUUUGCAAAAGUCUAUUGGAAUCCUCGUCUCUCUACAGAACACAGCCGUAUCACAGAACUUCUCAAACCUGGAGAUGUUCUGUUUGAUGUUUUUGCUGGAGUUGGGCCCUUUGUCAUACCAGUAGCAAAGAAAAAUUGUACCGUAUUUGCCAAUGAUCUCAACCCUGAAUCCCAUAAAUGGCUGUUGCACAACUGUAAAUUAAAUAAAGUAGACCAAAAGGUAAAAGUCUUUAACUUGGAUGGGAAAGACUUCCUCCAAGGACCAGUCAGAGAAGAGUUAAUGCAGCAGUUGGGACCACUGUCAAAAGAGAGAAACCAUUCUGUGCACAUUGUUAUGAACCUGCCAGCAAAGGCUAUCGAGUUUCUGAGUGCCUUCAAAUCUCUGUUAGAUGGGCCACCUUGUCGCCAUGAGCUCCUUCCCAUAGUGCACUGUUACAGCUUUUCCAAAGAUGCUAAUCCUGCUGAGGAUGUUCGGCAGCAAGCUGGAGCUGUGCUAGGUGUUCCCCUGGAGGCUUGCAGCUCAGUACACCUAGUAAGAAAUGUGGCCCCCAAUAAGGAAAUGCUGUGCAUCACCUUUCAGAUUCCUGCUCAUAUCCUCUACAAGACGCAGGCCACAAAUCUAGAAAAUCAUGAAGAUCCACCUCUUAAACGCCAGAGAACAGAUACUUUGUAG
Molecule: messenger RNA, 1488 nt
Organism: Elephantulus edwardii (Cape elephant shrew)
Lineage: Eukaryota; Metazoa; Chordata; Mammalia; Macroscelidea; Macroscelididae
Gene: TRMT5
Product: tRNA methyltransferase 5
Exons: 5
Coding region: 1-1488 (495 amino acids)
Biological process (GO): tRNA N1-guanine methylation; mitochondrial tRNA methylation
Cellular component (GO): mitochondrial matrix; cytoplasm
Source: RefSeq, a predicted model, not a curated record